Messenger RNA from Symphalangus syndactylus (siamang), 4638 nucleotides. RefSeq names its product FLII actin remodeling protein (gene FLII). Gene Ontology annotation, molecular function: actin filament binding; phosphatidylinositol-4,5-bisphosphate binding. The record is from RefSeq and is a predicted model, not a curated record. Gene Ontology annotation, biological process: actin polymerization or depolymerization; myofibril assembly; actin filament severing. Gene Ontology annotation, cellular component: actin cytoskeleton; cytoplasm; nucleus. NCBI's taxonomy places the organism in Eukaryota, Metazoa, Chordata, Mammalia, Primates, Hylobatidae.
CAGCUUCAUGUGCUGCAGCAGCGCAGGGGAAGGUGCCUCGAACAGCGGCCGUUACGGCCCCUGCCCUGGGACGCUGGGACUUAAGCCUGGAGAUUGUGGAAGCCGCCAACUCCCGCACAAGGGGCACCCGGACUCCUUGAUGCCUCCGCAGUCUUCGAACAGACGGGGAAACUGAGGCCCUAAGAGGCCUAAAGCCUACACUUCCCGGCGGAAUGCGGCGGGCGCGAGUGGGUUAAAGGGGCGGGGCCGGCGCUGGCCCAGCCCGCGGCUCCCCCCGAGCGCCCCCGCCCCGGAGCUCCCCCGCCCUGGCGCUCCCUAGCCCGGCCCGGCCCGGCAGCGAGAGCGGCGCCAUGGAGGCUACCGGAGUGCUGCCAUUCGUGCGUGGCGUGGACCUCAGCGGCAACGACUUCAAGGUGAGCCGGGCUGGGCGCGUGCGGGGCCUCCCUGCAGGCCUUCUCUUCCGCCUGGCCCGCUUGGCCUCCGCUUCCUGUCCCGCUCGGCUCCAGGCCCUGCGCGGCCGGGGCGGGGUGGGGCUCUCCCCUGGCCAGGAAUGGACGUCCGAGGCCUCCGCCCGGUGUCUGGCGGCUACUUCCCUGAGAAUGUCAAGGCCAUGACCAGCCUGCGAUGGCUGAAGCUGAACCGCACUGGCCUCUGCUACCUGCCCGAGGAGCUGGCCGCCCUGCAGAAGCUGGAACACUUGUCUGUGAGCCACAACAACCUGACCACGCUUCACGGGGAGCUGUCCAGCCUGCCGUCGCUGCGUGCCAUCGUGGCCCGAGCCAACAGUCUGAAGAAUUCCGGAGUCCCCGAUGACAUCUUCAAGCUAGAUGACCUCUCGGUCCUGGACUUGAGCCACAACCAGCUGACGGAGUGCCCGCGGGAGCUGGAGAACGCCAAGAACAUGCUGGUGCUGAACCUCAGCCACAACAGCAUCGACACCAUCCCCAACCAGCUCUUCAUCAACCUCACUGACCUGCUAUACCUGGACCUCAGCGAGAACCGCCUGGAGAGCCUGCCCCCGCAGAUGCGCCGCCUGGUGCACCUGCAGACGCUCGUGCUCAGUGGAAACCCCCUGCUGCAUGCACAGCUCCGGCAGCUCCCAGCGAUGACGGCCCUGCAGACCCUUCACCUUCGGAGCACCCAGCGCACCCAGAGCAACCUGCCCACCAGCCUGGAGGGUCUGAGCAACCUUGCAGACAUGGACCUGUCCUGCAACGACCUGACGCGGGUGCCCGAGUGUCUGUACACCCUCCCCAGCCUGCGCCGCCUCAACCUCAGCAGCAACCAGAUCACGGAGCUGUCCCUGUGCAUAGACCAGUGGGUGCACGUGGAAACUCUGAACCUGUCCCGAAAUCAGCUCACCUCACUGCCCUCAGCCAUUUGCAAGCUGAGCAAGCUGAAGAAGCUGUACCUGAAUUCCAACAAGCUGGACUUUGACGGGCUGCCCUCGGGCAUUGGCAAGCUCACCAACCUGGAAGAGUUCAUGGCUGCCAACAACAACCUGGAGCUGAUCCCUGAAAGUCUCUGCAGGUGCCCAAAGCUGAGGAAACUUGUCCUGAACAAGAACCGCCUGGUGACCCUCCCAGAAGCCAUCCAUUUCCUGACGGAGAUCGAGGUCCUGGAUGUGCGGGAGAACCCCAACCUGGUCAUGCCGCCCAAGCCCACGGACCGUGCUGCUGAGUGGUACAACAUCGACUUCUCGCUGCAGAACCAGCUGCUGCUAGCGGGUGCCUCUCCUGCUACCGUGGCUGCGGCUGCAGCUGCAGGGAGUGGGCCCAAGGACCCUAUGGCUCGCAAGAUGCGACUGCGGAGGCGCAAGGAUUCAGCCCAGGAUGACCAGGCCAAGCAGGUGCUGAAGGGCAUGUCAGAUGUUGCCCAGGAGAAGAACAAAAAGCAGGAGGAGAGCGCAGAUGCCCGGGCCCCCGGCGGGAAGGUGCGACGCUGGGACCAGGGCCUGGAGAAGCCCCGCCUUGACUACUCUGAGUUCUUCACGGAGGACGUGGGCCAGCUGCCCGGCCUGACUAUCUGGCAGAUAGAGAACUUCAUGCCUGUGCUGGUGGAGGAAGCCUUCCACGGCAAGUUCUACGAGGCUGACUGCUACAUUGUGCUCAAGACCUUUCUGGAUGACAGCGGCUCCCUCAACUGGGAGAUCUACUACUGGAUUGGUGGGGAGGCCACACUCGACAAGAAAGCUUGCUCUGCCAUCCACGCUGUCAACUUGCGCAACUACCUAGGUGCUGAGUGCCGCACUGUCCGGGAGGAGAUGGGCGAUGAGAGCGAGGAGUUCCUGCAGGUGUUUGACAAUGACAUCUCCUACAUUGAGGGUGGAACAGCCAGUGGCUUCUACACUGUGGAAGACACGCACUACGUCACCAGGAUGUAUCGUGUAUAUGGGAAAAAGAACAUCAAGUUGGAGCCUGUGCCUCUCAAGGGGGCCUCUCUGGACCCAAGGUUUGUUUUCCUGCUGGACCGAGGGCUAGACAUCUACGUGUGGCGGGGGGCCCAGGCCACACUGAGCAGCACCACCAAGGCCAGGCUCUUUGCAGAGAAAAUUAACAAGAAUGAGCGGAAAGGGAAGGCCGAGAUCACACUGCUGGUGCAGGGCCAGGAGCUCCCAGAGUUCUGGGAGGCACUGGGUGGGGAGCCCUCUGAGAUCAAGAAGCACGUGCCUGAUGACUUCUGGCCGCCCCAGCCCAAGCUGUACAAGGUGGGCCUGGGCUUGGGCUACCUGGAGCUGCCACAGAUCAACUACAAGCUCUCCGUGGAACAUAAGCAGCGUCCCAAGGUGGAGCUGAUGCCAAGAAUGCGGCUGCUGCAGAGUCUGCUGGACACGCGCUGUGUGUACAUUCUGGACUGCUGGUCCGACGUGUUCAUCUGGCUCGGCCGCAAGUCCCCGCGCCUGGUGCGCGCUGCCGCCCUCAAGCUGGGUCAGGAGCUGUGCGGGAUGCUGCACCGGCCACGCCAUGCCACGGUCAGCCGCAGCCUCGAGGGCACCGAGGCGCAGGUGUUCAAGGCCAAGUUCAAGAAUUGGGACGAUGUGUUGACGGUGGACUACACGCGCAACGCGGAGGCCGUGCUGCAGAGCCCGGGUCUCUCCGGGAAGGUGAAACGCGACGCCGAGAAGAAAGACCAGAUGAAGGCUGACCUCACUGCGCUUUUCUUGCCGCGGCAGCCGCCCAUGUUGCUGGCUGAGGCGGAGCAGCUGAUGGAGGAGUGGAACGAAGACCUAGACGGCAUGGAGGGUUUCGUGCUGGAGGGCAAGAAGUUUGCGCGGCUGCCGGAAGAGGAGUUUGGCCACUUCUACACGCAGGACUGCUACGUCUUCCUCUGCAGGUACUGGGUGCCCGUGGAGUACGAGGAGGAGGAAAAGAAGGAAGACAAGGAGGAGAAGGCCGAGGGCAAAGAAGGCGAGGAGGCAACAGCUGAGGCAGAGGAGAAGCAGCCGGAGGAGGACUUCCAGUGCAUCGUGUACUUCUGGCAAGGCCGUGAAGCCUCCAACAUGGGCUGGCUCACCUUCACCUUCAGCCUGCAGAAGAAGUUCGAGAGCCUCUUCCCUGGGAAGCUGGAGGUGGUACGCAUGACGCAGCAGCAGGAGAACCCCAAGUUCUUGUCCCAUUUCAAGAGGAAGUUCAUCAUCCACCGGGGCAAGAGGAAGGCGGUCCAGGGCGCCCAGCAGCCGAGCCUCUACCAGAUCCGCACCAACGGCAGCGCCCUCUGCACCCGGUGCAUCCAGAUCAACACCGACUCCAGCCUCCUCAACUCUGAGUUCUGCUUCAUCCUCAAGGUUCCCUUUGAGAGUGAGGACAACCAGGGCAUCGUGUAUGCCUGGGUGGGCCGGGCAUCAGACCCUGAUGAAGCCAAGUUGGCAGAAGACAUCCUGAACACCAUGUUUGACACCUCCUACAGCAAGCAGGUUAUCAACGAAGGCGAGGAGCCUGAGAACUUCUUCUGGGUGGGCAUUGGGGCACAGAAGCCCUAUGACGACGAUGCCGAGUACAUGAAGCACACACGGCUCUUCCGGUGCUCCAAUGAGAAGGGCUACUUCGCAGUGACUGAGAAAUGCUCCGACUUUUGCCAAGAUGACCUGGCAGAUGAUGACAUCAUGUUGCUAGACAACGGCCAAGAGGUCUACAUGUGGGUGGGGACCCAGACUAGCCAGGUGGAGAUCAAGCUGAGCCUGAAGGCCUGCCAGGUGUAUAUCCAGCACAUGCGGUCCAAGGAACAUGAGCGGCCGCGCCGGCUGCGCCUGGUCCGCAAGGGCAACGAGCAGCACGCCUUUACCCGCUGCUUCCAUGCCUGGAGCGCCUUCCGCAAGGCCCUGGCCUAAGACAGGCUGGCACAGCCCCAGGCUUGGUGAGGAAGAGGAAGGGGCCUCAUCCACUGUCUGCUAGCAAAGAAUGUACUCAGGUGACAACGCCUGCUCCAGCCACGUCCGGUGCCACAGUCCCCAGUAGCCUCAAGCAGCACCAAUGGGGAUGACCCUGACAGGUGCCCUCAGGGGUCUGGGAAAUCCAACUCCCUCCGCAGUGUGAAGCCCCCUCACUCUUCCGCCAGGGAUAAAGCAGAUGUGGCUGCCCUUUAAGAGAUAUUAAAUGCUUUUAUUUUCAAUAUUAAAAAUCAGUAUUUUUAAUAUUAAAA